AUGGGGCAUGCUCAACAGGUCGAUCAAGUGCUUCUGCCGGACUGGCCGGCGAAGGUGUUCGAGCACCCUCAACGCGAGUGGAUCUGGUUGACUGGUGUUGCAUGCCAGGACCUCCCUACGCUCUUUGCGUUUGAGUCUGAAGCCAUCAGACUGCAAAGCAGCCCGCGGCUCCCGAGUGAGGACCCUGUAUUGGGUUUUGUCCCAGAGCCACAGACGAGCACUCUCGUUCCCUUGCAGUUUGCGCUCAUGUCAUACAAUGUUUUGACACUCUAUGACCCCAAACGAGCUGGUCAGCCACAGCUCGGAGUGGGCAUGCGAGUCAGAGCCAAGAGGGACAUCAUUAAGCGGCAACUGCAGGAUUUCCUUAUGCUGCAGGCGUCCGCGGAGGAAAACGGACAUCACGGUGUGGCGCUCUGGGUUUCCAAGCGUCCUCCUUAUGCUUCUGUUCGGGGCAAGGACCUGGUUUUCCGCAAAGAGCACUGCUGUGUUGUUGGUUUUUCAAGCCGACACCUGGUCGUUCAGUUCACGGCUCCACUCAUUUCUUGGACUGUCCUGGUAGCACAUGCGCCAUCAGAGCCUCCGGCUCCACCGGGGACAUCCAAAGCCUUCUGGGCACAAUGCAAGAAGGACCUCGAGCGUAGGCCCAAAGGUUCGGACAUCAUUGUCUUGACGGAUGCCAAUGCCUGGCUCGGUUCUCUCGUCUCGCCCUCCGUCUCCGACCUGGACUUGGAGCCGGAGAACCUUUCUGGUGAGCAAUUUCACCAUUUCCUUGCGGAGAUGGAUCUGUGGGUCCCGUCCACGUUCAGAUCCUGCCAUUCCGGCCCCAGUGGAACCUGGACGGCACCCACCGGACACGAGCACCGCCUUGAUUAUGUGGCUGUUCCUCUUGGAUGGCCGUCGGAUGCCGUCGCCUCAUCUGUUCUUGUAGACUUUGAGUCUCUCCAGGUGGGCCAAGACCAUAAGCCAGUUCUGAUGAGAGUUGGUUUGAUCGCCAAAACAGGAGCCACCAAGAGCAAAGGCGCCUACAAAAGACAGGCCCUGCGGCCGACAGCAGAUGCCUAUUCCCCAGCCUACUUGGCGGCCCUGGCCAUGAUGCCCAGUAGUCCAGGUCUUGCCUGUGACACAUGUGUGGAUCGCCACUAUGUUACCCUUGUGGAAUCCUGGAACAGGGCGGGACAGGUCUUACAGGCACAGGCCGCUGCCAAGCCUCAACAAGAAUACAUACAGCCGCACACCAUGAGUAUAGUUCAUGCGCGCAGGGGCUUGAGGGAGUUCCUUUCCUUGGAGAACGGAGAACUUCGAAGGCGUCGUCUUCUGUUGGGCUUUGCCGCCUUUCUUCACCUGCGAGGUCAUACUUCCUUUCCGGCAGCUGCAGUGACCAGAUACUCGGAAUGGUUCAGCUACAGCCAUCGUCGCAUUGCGAGCGCCCUACGUAUGGUGCGACUUGUGGGCUUUCACUUACGCCAAGCUGUCCGUGCAGAUCGGGCGGCCUACUUGGACGGCCUAGUCCGCAACAUCACCUUGUCGGACAUCAAGGACCCCAAGCACCUGUUCAGUGUUCUUGCCCCGGAUGUAGCUUCCCAACCGGAGCUUUGGCGCGCUCAUUUUGCAAGCCUCGAGGCAGGUGAAAAGCUAGAGCCAGGACAGUAUGCUGCCGCGUUCCGAAACCAACGCAGCGCCAACCUGGAACGGAAGCCGCGUUUUGAUUUCCGGAUUGUGCCCUCAUUGACGACGGUGGAGCAGUCCAUUUUAUCUUUGAAACGUGGCAAGGCUUGCGGACAAGACGGGCUCACAGCUGAACUACUCCGCAACAGCACCGCUUUGUCGGCGAGAGCACUGCUUCCCGUCUUCGUCAAAAGUAUACUAGGGGCACAGGAGCCAGUUGAGUACCGGGGUGGCGCGCUCAUGCCUUUGGCCAAGAAGGCGUCUUCAGCAUUCUCCUGCGCCAAAUUUCGUGCAAUCCUUUUGUCCUGCGUGCCCAGCAAGAUGCUUCACAAGCACGUCCGUACUUGUCUCAGCGCCCAUUUGUCGCCAAGUGCUCUUCAGGCUGGGGUGCUCCCAGGCGUCAGUACGGAAUCCAUCGCUCUGGCGGCCAGAGCGUUUCAGUCCUUCUGUCACUGUAAUGCUCAGCCCUGGGCACUUCUGUUCUUCGAUGUGCGUUCGGCCUUCUAUAGAGUUAUAAGACAGCUUUUGUUGCCAGUCGGGGACUCUGACAGUGCCCUUCUCAGCCUCUUCAGCCGCUUACGCUUGCCCCCGGCUUUUAUCGAGGAGCUCAGGGACCAUCUUGCCCGGCUUGCGACUGUUUCGCAAACGAGCUGCAGCGACAAUUUGCGCAAGGUUGCAACAGACGUGCUUCAGGGUACUUGGUUCAGGUUGGAUCAAGAUACUGCGCUUACGCUCACUCACUGCGGGACCAGACCCGGAGACGGGUUAGCCGACAUGUUUUUCGGGUUUGCGUUUAGCGCGUAUCUAAAAGCGGCGGACCAGGCUUUACAGGAGCGUGGUUUAGACACCCGCAUGCCCGAGCCCAAGCACGCUGAACCGUGGCCUCUGGAAUCCCUACCUCCCACGAUAGGGGCGGGCUCAUGGGCGGACGAUUUCGUCCACCUGCAUGCGCAGGGCCAGCCUAGUGGUUUGGGUCGUGCGAUACAGCAGAUCGUUCCCGUGUAUGUUACACAGGCGGAGGCCAUCGGCAUGGAGUUGACAUUUGCAGUGGACAAGACCGCUGCCAUGGUCGCACCCAAAGACAGAGUACGCGACGAUGACUGGACAGGCAUCACCGAUGCCGACGGGCCCUUUCUUUGGGUUCGAACUCUCACUCCAGCCCCAGAGAUUGGACUUCGAUACUCUCUGGCAGCAAACAUGGUGAGGUUUGGAUCGGCCAUCCACUUUCGCAAUUGGGCCAAACACUAUGUGGCGCUCUGGAGGGCUUUGCACCCUUGGCUAGCCACUAACAAGCAGCCUCACGCUUACCAGGUGCUGCGCACUGCUGAGGCGCCAUCUCCGCCGCUUGCUCUGGCCCUUGCAAGAUCUGUCUUGCUGCGACAGAUCGUCGCGAAGGGGCCUAGCACUCUCGUUCGGCUUUUGUGGGUACAGUGGGAGCAGGAUUCCGCAGGUUCCUGGUUCGGGGCCUUGGUCCAGGAUGUGCGGCAUGCUGCGCAGUACGUCCCGGCAGCUCGCCUCCUGCUUUCCACCACCUGUCCUCUACGUGCUCUGCUGGAGGCUGUGCGAGAUGAUGGUAUGUGGUGGACGAGACAGCUAAAAAAGGCCGCCAAAGUUUUCCAGUCCGAUUUGGACACCUGGGCCCAAGUGGGGCAUAGCCCAGCAACCAAUGAGCAAGAUGAAGCGGCUCCGUCUCCUCCGCCGGACCUUUGCUUUCGCUGCACCCUGUGUCCUGCCGCCUUUCCUCUGAGGAAACAUCUUGCAGUCCACGAGGCGCGUAAGCACGGACUCAUCUCGGUUACCAGGCUCCUUUCCCCAGGCCCGACGUGUCUGGCCUGCAUGAGGCACUACGACUCGACAGAGCGAGCCCAGUACCACCUCAAAAGCUCCCACACAUGCCUACACCGUGUCGCGCGUUUGAUUCCACCCCUCUCCGUUGAUGAAGUUAAAGAUGCUGAGCGUGACUGCAAACGCCUGAAGCGUCAGGUUGUUCAUGGCAAAUGGGAGCUUUAUAAGGCCCCUGAGCAGGUACAGGUCGCGGCGGGACCGAAGCUUCUGACAGCUCAUGAAAGAGUUGCGGCGGAGGGAGAAGAAAUCUCUCUCCGGACGCUGGCUGGGCUCUUUCAUCCCUGCCCGGAUUUCCUGCGUCGAGUUGACGCCUAUAUCGCGGAUCGCUCUCAGGAAGGACCUCGCCGAACAUCGGCUAGCUUCUGGGAUCGCCGACCCCGAUAA
Messenger RNA from Symbiodinium necroappetens, 3894 nucleotides. The record is from the annotation of a GenBank genome assembly. Lineage: Eukaryota; Dinophyceae; Suessiales; Symbiodiniaceae.